Molecule: messenger RNA, 1834 nt
Organism: Cydia amplana
Lineage: Eukaryota; Metazoa; Arthropoda; Insecta; Lepidoptera; Tortricidae
Product: outer dynein arm-docking complex subunit 4-like
Exons: 13
Coding region: 32-1834 (600 amino acids)
Molecular function (GO): protein binding
Source: RefSeq, a predicted model, not a curated record
AAAAAACUAACGAGUCAAGUCACGAUUUAACAUGGUUCGCAAGAAAUUAGAGUUCGAGGAGCGACCAAUAUGUAACGCGGUUACAGUUUACAGAUCAAGAGGACACUACUUGCAGCGUCUGGACCUGUUUGACAAAGCGAUACAAGCGUACAAUGAAGCACUCCGGUGGAAUCAAGAUGACGUCCAUUCGCUGCUCGGCCGCAGCGUGGCGAGAGCGAAGGCGACGUAUUACAGCGGAGCUUUAGCGGACGCCAUUCGAGCUACCGAAAUAGAACCCGAGAAUGUAUCAGCCCUGCACAUAAGAGCUCAAACGGCGUAUGAAACAUGUGCCUUUGAGCGUUCCCUUGUCUUGUCACACCGCGGGCAGUUGAUGAGGAAGCUACCGCCAAACUUCGCGGAGUGUGCCAGGAAUGCCGAGGAGACUAUCAGAGUAUGCACCGGAGAAAGUGCAGGAAAGGUGCUGCAGUCGGUUAAUCUACUACGUUCGGAGGCGUUUGAGGAGAUGACCAAGGACGAAUUCACGCCGAUCGUCAUUAAACAUCAGAGUCGAAUGUCACAUCAGGCAGCACAUAAGGUCCAAGAUAUGUCACGCAUUGAACAACAGAAGAAGAAUCAAAUGACCCGUCUAAUGGCAUCGAAGUAUUUAGAAAGAAUGGCCCACGACAAAUACUUUCUUACAAGUUUGUGUAAGGAUGAGCGACUGGCGUCGGCUAACAAGAAGGGAGCCGCGAAACUACAGGAAUUAGCUACUAAUGCGCUCAUGGACGUAGAAAACAGACAGGCUGUUCUACGGGAACGUCGACCCAUGUACGCAACGUCGCCAGCUGAGAGCGCUGCGCGCACGCGUCUCCGACAAGCCCGUAAAGAACAGCGGGAAAAGGCGCGGCGUCAGAACGUGACUGAUGCCACCCGGCUUCUGUCAGCUGCUGUGGCUAUGCAGGAACAGCAUGAUACUAACAAAUGUUUGGAGUUGGCCGAGUUCGGCAUGCAACAAAUAGCACGCAAGCCUGCGCACCUGCUGCCGGACAAAGAAAAGUUCCUGCAGGAGUUAUACACCACUGUAGCCCUUGCUUUUCUGGACCAGAAACGAGUCGCAGAAAGCAUGAGCGAGGCGGACCGCGAAAAGAAAGCAUUUCUCAUGCUUGGCAUAGCUUUGUCGAGGGAACCAAGCAGGGAUUCGCUCUGGCGGGCUAGACCUAUGGCGCCUCAUACUGAUGUCAAGACUCGCUUGCGCACGCUCGAGCGCUCCGUGGUCCUCGCCGAGCGCGCGUCCGAACGGUGUUACAUCCUGCACGAACUAGCGCGCCUGUACGCUGAUACCAAGAAGGCACAGAAAGCCAGAUACUAUUCUACCAAGUGCCAAGCAGAAGCUCGAUCGUCAGGUCAAAGCGUGUGGCUUCUCAACGCGACCUUCCUCGUGGCACGAUGUCACGUCCUUCAAAACAACAGACCUGACGCCCGGGCCGCGCUGCUGGAAGGGUCCUCUAUGGCUCGAGCUUUUGGAUAUGGCGAUGUUUCAGAUUUCUUUGACACAUGUGCCAACGUGUCGAGUGAAGGAGAGAUCCUGCUUUCCGAGGAACCACUGUUGAAAAGAGAGAAAGACAUGGUGAGCCUGAUGCAGGAUGAUGACAUGAAGUCUGCCGCCGAACUACUGUUCAGGAGGAUGUCUACAGUCCCCGUUGCCAGGCGUUUCUCAAUAAUGCCCGGAGCGCGCAUGGAGGCUACGCCCGCGCCAACGAGCGGACGGCGCGCGUCGAUCCUGCCGCGUGCGCAGCCCCCCGUGCGACACUACAAGACCUCGCACCCGCUCGGUUUCCAGGACUUCGACAUUUAA